CAUGAGCUCUGGCAGCGCUCUCCCGACAUGUACACCUGUAAGCUCUAUUCAUUCAUUCAGGGAUGCAGCGUUUGUGUAUGAAUGGCAGUGACUGCAGCAAAGAGUGUUUGAAAUCUGCCUUGGCAAGAUCGUUUGAGCUUGGAAGCAGAAGCAGUGCAGGAGAAGGCAACACGCAGAGAAGUGGAUGCUGAGCAGCUCCGGUCUGCAAUUAAGAGGCUGGCACUGGGGACACGACCCUCCCCGAUGAUUGGAUAGCACCCGCCGGAUGCUGUGAACGAAAUCCACUAGUUGUCACCCCAAUGCUGCCCACAUGUGCGCCAAACACAAGCUCCUUCCUGAGAAAGAGAACUCGAGGGAUCCCUCUGUUCAUCCCAGCUGAUGCUCCCAAGCCUCAGCACCACUAUCAGGACCAUUAGCACAGUACACAGGAUCCAACUCUGUGGAUCAUCAUUUGUUUCUAGUUAAAUGACAUCACUGAACUGCUGGUCCUCAAAUUUAUACAUACGGAGUGGAGCAGCAUCAGUUGUUGGAAUGGUCAUGUGUGUUAGCUGUAAACAUAGGUAAGGUAGGAACAUGAUUCAGGUCUGACCCUGGAGAUGCCGAAGAGACGAGACAUCGUUGCCAUUAUAUUGAUCGUGUUGCCUUGGACACUACUCAUCACUGUUUGGCACCAGAGCACCCUCACUCCUCUGCUUACUACUCGAAAGGAUGACAGAACUGAUGGUCACUCCAACUCCAGAAACACCUUUGCUUUUAAGGAGUCAUGCUCGCUUCAGAACCGGGACAUUGUGGAGGUGGUACGCACGGAAUAUAUAUACAGCCGCCCUCCACCCUGGUCGGAUAUAUUGCCCACUAUCCACAUCAUCACUCCCACUUACAGCCGCCCGGUGCAGAAAGCAGAGCUGACACGGCUGGCCAACACUUUGCUUCAUGUGGUCAACUUGCAUUGGAUCCUGGUAGAAGACUCCCAGAGGCGGACCAGUCUGGUUAGUCAUCUUCUCCACAACACAGGGCUCAACUACACCCACCUCAAUGUGGAGACACCUAGGAACUAUAAGGUACGCGGGGACACCAGGGACCCCCGGAUACCACGUGGUACCAUACAGAGGAACCUAGCUCUCCGGUGGUUACGGGAGACCUUCAGCGUAAAUAACAGCCAGCCUGGGGUUGUCUACUUUGCAGAUGAUGACAACACAUAUAGCUUGGAGCUGUUUGAGGAGAUGCGUUCCACUAAAAAGGUGUCGGUGUGGCCCGUGGCUUUUGUGGGUGGCCUGCGUUAUGAGUCGCCCAAAGUAAACACCUUGGGGAAGGUGUUUGGCUGGAAAACUGUAUUUGACCCGCACCGGCCCUUUGCUAUUGACAUGGCUGGGUUUGCGGUGAACCUGCAGCUCAUUCUGUCCAAACCUCAGGCUUAUUUCAAGCUGCGUGGGGUAAAGGGAGGAUAUCAGGAGAGCAGCUUAUUAAAAGAGCUGGUCACUCUCAGUGACUUGGAGCCUAAAGCUGCUAACUGCACUAAGGUAUUAGUAUGGCACACAAGGACAGAGAAGCCUGUGCUGGUAAAUGAGGGCAAGAAAGGAUUUACAGACUCUAACGUAGAGAUAUGACAUCCUUCACGUGACACAGGGGAGGAAUGUUUCUACUGAGCUCUCCCUGGAUUCAAACCAACCUGAGCUCCAAAAAAGCAACAGUCACGGUCAAAAAUAUUACCAGGACGCAGCAGCUGUAUUUCACCACAGCUUAGCAUGAAGGUACGCGUGUCCAGCUCAAGAGGCAGAGCAAAGCCAUGUGUGUUUGAGCGACCACAGAGUAUCAAAGCACAACUGCACAAAAACGUCUGGUGUGUUCUGGAGCAGCACCGAAAGGAGUUUGCCACCUGAGGUCUCCUCUGAGAUAAGGGAUGUCACAUGACUUAAGCUGCAGGAAGAGAUGGUACAGCAAGCAAUAAAGAGCCUUGUGAGCGACGUCAACACCAGCCAACCAUCCAAUCAGAACUGAAUGGGGCCCUUUUGUUUUGAUGCAAGCUGGCUGUCGGGCAAAGAGCUGCACAGGGAAAUAAAAGAAGUCCUUGUUUCAAGAGAGUCAGCACCGACUGUUAGACAGCACUGACGGGAUCUGAGCCCUCCCCCUUUUUGUACUGUACAACAGUGAACCCAGUACUAAUUAGGAGCCCUGCUACUUUUGAACAUACAUUUGCGCACACUGAGCUGUCACACUGCUCACAGACACACAUGCACACAAAAACAUGGAGCAGUGGCUUAUUAACAGCAGUGUCCUCUCUCGCAUUCAUUUACUACAAGCUUAACAUGCUGUAACAGCGCUGACAUGCACUCAUAUUUAAAAGAGGAUCCAGUAUUGCUGUUAGCCUGUCAAACUCAAAGACUUCCUCAUAAGCUAAUUAAGACUGCACUGGGUGAAGGUUUCUUAGCAGUUAUUUAUUGUUUCAGAGUAAUUUGUAGCAUUCGUAUGUUAGUUGUGAACAGUACGUGUGAGAGUCGAUGGAAUGUAAAGCCAUUACUCUGAAAAUCAGAAGUGCAUUCUUUCAAAUAGCUGUAUUAUACAUUCUAAUUAUUCUCACCGUGGAUGGAAGGCUUGCGAGUAAUGAGUUCAUACUCCACUGACUUGCAGUAACACCACUUAAGAAUGCAAAUGUUCUCUGUGACUUUGUAUCGUUUUAAGAGUUCAGUCAGUUCUCAGUGUUAAUUUGCAGACAUUUGAAAUAUUCAAACACUUGAAACAUUGAACUUUGACUUGACUUGACUAGAUUAGGGUCUGAUGCUACUGCUAUGUUGCUUGUGUUUAAUUUGACAGCUGCUCAAACUACUGCCUCAUGAAGCUGAUUUUUGCUUUACAGACCUAAGAUUGCAGUAACUGCUACUUGAUACAUACUCAAGAAUAUUCACAUAGGCAAUACAGAUUUAACAAUCUGACACACCUGCCACAGCCAGACUCCCUAAAAUUGUUACUCUAAGACUGUAAAUUCACAGGUAAGAACGUGAUCAUUGCUUAAUAAUUCUGCUGUAUAUGUAAAGAUUUAUUGUAAAUAAGGGUACUGUAUGUACAUAGGUUUAAACUGCUCCCAUACAAUCGUGACUCUGUCUUU
This is a messenger RNA of Pelmatolapia mariae (spotted tilapia), 3100 nucleotides long. RefSeq names its product beta-1,3-glucuronyltransferase 1 (glucuronosyltransferase P) b (gene b3gat1b). The coding region runs from base 597 to 1604 and encodes 335 amino acids. Gene Ontology annotation, molecular function: galactosylgalactosylxylosylprotein 3-beta-glucuronosyltransferase activity. Gene Ontology annotation, cellular component: Golgi membrane. The transcript has 8 exons. NCBI's taxonomy places the organism in Eukaryota, Metazoa, Chordata, Actinopteri, Cichliformes, Cichlidae. Gene Ontology annotation, biological process: chondroitin sulfate proteoglycan biosynthetic process; carbohydrate metabolic process. The record is from RefSeq and is a predicted model, not a curated record.